GGCCUCCUGGCGGAGCGGCGGCAGCGCGGGGCGGCGGUGGCGGCGGAGCGAUGGCGUGCGGGGCCUUCGCCUGCUCCAAGAACUGCCUGUGCGCCCUCAACCUGCUCUACACGCUGGUGAGCCUGCUGCUGAUUGGAAUUGCAGCAUGGGGAAUUGGCUUUGGCCUCAUCUCUAGUUUCAGAGUUGUUGGAGUGGUAAUCGCAGUAGGAGUCUUCCUCUUCUUUAUUGCCUUAGUUGGAUUGAUCGGUGCAGUGAAACAUCAUCAAGUAUUGCUAUUCUUUUACAUGAUUAUUCUUCUGCUAGUCUUUAUUGUCCAGUUUUCUGUCUCCUGUGCCUGUUUGGCACUAAAUGAGGAACAGCAGAGUGAACUUCUAGAGGUGGGAUGGAGUAACACCAACAGUGCAAGAACAGAUAUUGAGAGAAAUCUGAAUUGUUGUGGAUUCAGAGUUUUUUAUCCGAAUGAAACCUGCGCCGCUGAUUGUCUUAGAAAUCUCCACUGUAGACCAUGUGCACCAAUAAUGGAAGAAUAUGCUGGAAUGGUGCUGAGAUUUGUUGGCGGGAUAGGACUCUUCUUCAGCUUCACAGAGAUUCUGGGAGUUUGGCUGACUUACAGAUACAGGAACCAAAAGGAUCCCCGUGCAAACCCUAGUGCAUUUAUUUGAUGAGUUUAUAAAGGACUAAAUCUUCUCUCUGCACCAUCUACUUAAAAAUACUGAUUCUUCAUAGUUUGGUAUUUCUCCAUAAUAGGUAUUCUACAUGUACUCAAAAUAAAACACAAGUCCUGUAAGAAAUGUGUAGCUUUCAUAUUUAAUUUUUACUAUUUUUCUUCUAAGAAUCUCUAUCUUAAAGUAGAUGGGUGCAUUCAGUAGCUGGGCAGAGUUGAACUGCUGGUUAAGACUUUGUUAAUUGUUAUGGUAAACUCUGUACAAUGAGUUUUGUAGCACUACUGGGUUAUCUGCUGUAAAAAAACCCUAGAGGUAUUUUCUGCUGUAUUCAUUGAUUACAGAAAUUCACGUGAAUUCUCAUUAAAAUAAUAAAAAUUUACAGUGGAUGGUUGGAUAUGAUUUACUUAGGUUUUAGGAUGUCCUCUAGUAAACUUUUUUGUCUCCCACUUUCCUGUUAAGGUAAAAAUAGAAGCUAGAGAUGUUAUUUUCUAUAGUGCACAAAAGUGUAUGUUAAUGACUACUAUAGUCUUCACCCCUCCCCUUUCCUGAUUGUUUUGGUUUUCUGGUAGCUUUAAAAUUUUGUUGAGAAUAAAAACAAUGUUAAUGAAUAUAUGAGAACAAUGACUGAAGAAAACCAGGAGAAUGUAAUCUGCAGCUGAUUAACUUGAAACUUUUUUCCCUUGACAAUGAAUGAGGUUUGGUAUUUGCACAAUCAAUGUCUGUCAUCUCUGAUAUAAGAAACUUGAUGUCUGGAAAGUUGUUGUACAGCUCUUUUUUUUUAGAUGGUGUAAAGUCAUUGUUGUAAUAACUCAGCAGUGUAUAUUUCUGUGUCAUCCAGAUAACAGUCUUGAUUUCAUGAGAGAUUGAAUAACAUGU
Messenger RNA from Camarhynchus parvulus, 1541 nucleotides. RefSeq names its product tetraspanin 13 (gene TSPAN13). Gene Ontology annotation, cellular component: membrane. The coding region runs from base 51 to 662 and encodes 203 amino acids. The record is from RefSeq and is a predicted model, not a curated record. The transcript is spliced from 6 exons. NCBI's taxonomy places the organism in Eukaryota, Metazoa, Chordata, Aves, Passeriformes, Thraupidae.